This is a messenger RNA of Pieris rapae (cabbage white), 937 nucleotides long. Its product is annotated as beta-catenin-like protein 1. The transcript has 5 exons. Gene Ontology annotation, cellular component: spliceosomal complex. The record is from RefSeq and is a predicted model, not a curated record. The coding region runs from base 6 to 572 and encodes 188 amino acids. NCBI's taxonomy places the organism in Eukaryota, Metazoa, Arthropoda, Insecta, Lepidoptera, Pieridae.
UGCUGAUGAGGAAAGUGUACGUUCGAAAAAAAAGUACGUCGACGAGCAGUCGGUUCGGAAUUGGAAAGAUCUGCAAAGAUCCCAACCAUCAUCAUCUACCCAAAGAACCUACUGUAACUGACAAAGAACGCGAAGAUAUUCUAAAAUUUGUAGAAAAUGUUGUUACAGAGGAGUUAACGGAUGUUGAUAUAUUGCAUGAGAGUGAGGAAGGUGCAGAGGAGCUAAUCAAUGCUUUAGCUGAUGCAGAGUGUUCAUCUGUACUCUUACAUAAUUUGGCUUGUCUUGAUGAACUAGUGCCAGAUGAGAGAGAUGCUGUACAUAAUACUUUAGGGAUAGUUGAAAAUAUAACUGAGUUUCGUCCUGAAUUAUGGGUUGAAGAUGCAAAACAAGGUUUCAUUCAGUGGAUUCUUAAGAGAUUGAAGAUGAAAAUGCCAGUCGAUGCCAAUAAAUUAUAUGCAACAGAGAUUUUGUCAAUUCUUCUGCAGAAUACACCCGAGAAGAGAAAAUUUUUAGGAGAACUUGAUGGCAUCAAUGUACUACUACAAGAGUUAGCUGAAUUUCAUCAUCACUAGUUGAAUCUCCAGAGUGACUUUGAUAACAGGCGCAAGUCACCGCCAAAUUGUCAGCAAUUGCCGACAUGGCUAAACCGUUUGAGAAGGAAGACAUGACUGAACCGUACGAGAAGGGAAAGGUACACUGAAAGACACGCGUAUCAGGAAAUGAUACAUCGGAAGAAAAGUGAGCGUCUAUAUUUGUAAAGCAAAAGCCGAUACACUGACAUGAUACAGCUUAUGCUAAGUAUGGACGUGUUUUUUACAAAAUACGCCUUAAAGAUACGACAUGGACAAAAUGAGCGUCCAUAUUUAUGAUACAAAUAGUAGAUACGAUACGACUGAUCGUGAUACGCCAACAUGCUACAAAUGUGGACCCGGCUUAA